Rattus norvegicus (Norway rat) is the source of this 825-nucleotide messenger RNA. NCBI's taxonomy places the organism in Eukaryota, Metazoa, Chordata, Mammalia, Rodentia, Muridae. The record is from RefSeq and is a predicted model, not a curated record.
AUGGUGAUUUUAGAAAAUCCCCUUUCUGUAUUGCAGGUUGGUAUUGUGGGUCGUACAGGAGCUGGGAAAUCAUCUCUCACCCUGGGUUUGUUCUGGAUCAAUGAGUCUGCAGAAGGAGAGAUCAUCAUUGAUGGGAUAAACAUUGCUAAGAUUGGCCUGCACAACCUGCGCUUCAAGAUCACCAUCAUUCCACAGGAUCCUGUUUUGUUCUCGGGUUCCCUCCGCAUGAACCUGGACCCUUUCAGUCAGUAUUCUGAUGAAGAAGUCUGGAUGGCUCUGGAGCUUGCUCACCUGAAGGGCUUUGUGUCAGCCUUGCCUGACAAGCUGAACCAUGAGUGUGCAGAAGGUGGAGAGAAUCUGAGUGUGGGGCAGCGACAGCUUGUGUGCCUGGCCUGGGCUUUGCUGAGGAAGACAAAGGUUCUAGUGUUGGACGAGGCUACAGCAGCUGUGGAUCUGGAGACAGAUGACCUUAUUCAGUCCACCAUCUGGACGCAGUUUGAAGACAGUACUGUGCUCACUAUUGCUCAUCGGCUGAAUACCAUAAUGGACUAUACAAGGGUGAUUGUCCUGGACAAAGGAGAAAUUCGGGAGUGUGGUGCACCCUCUGAGCUCCUGCAGCAAAGAGGCGUCUUCUAUAGCAUGGCCAAGGAUGCUGGCUUGGUGUGAACUGAUCUCUGGCAUAUCUGAUGAGGACUGCAGGGCCAGGAUCCCAGUGUCCAGGCAUGAGCCAGCAACCCUGGAAACCUACACUCCCCAGAGAAAAACCAAAAAUUGAAAGAAAACCAAAUUAAAAGGAAGCAAAACACAUAAAGCAUCAGUCACAGU